AGCAGCUUAGAAUAGCUUGUUCAAAAAUUCAGUGUACAUGUGCUGCUGAGCUGCCCAAUUUAAAGUGCCUGUUGUCGCAGGGCCGUCACUGCCUGGCCAUGCGCGAGAUGAGGCGUGCAGUGAUAGACAGGAGGCAGCAGCAUCCUUAGCACCGUUUCUGGAUCAGCACAGCCCACACCACCACGUUUUGGCACUGGAUUAAUGUGAAAGAAAGCGUUUCUAAAUGGGGACCGCACUGCUGACGCGAUGAAAGUGUGCAGAGGAGUGAAUGCCCCAUGUUGUGUUAGUGCCUGUCUGCCAUGCUGGCCUGUCUGCCAGGACCAGGCGACCUCUCCUUUCAGCUUCUUUCUUACACGCAGAUGAACACUGGACUUCAGAAAUGGGACACUACACAGAAAAUGAGAUCUGCACAGUAUCCUACCCCAGCAGAAUUGGAUGCUUAUGCUAAGAAGGUCGCCAACAAUCCACUGACUAUAAAAAUCUUUCCAAACAGCGUCAAGGUUCCCCAGAGGAAACACAUACGCCGUACUGUGAACGGACUCGAUACUUCGGGCCAGAGGUACAGCCCCUACCCAUCUCAGGCCACCACGAAAACGGGCCUGCUGGCCAUAGUCAAAUCCCCAGCGAAAGGAAUCAUCAAGGACUUUGACGGGACGCGGGCGCGCCUGCUGCCGGAGGCAAUGAUGAACCCCCCCUCCACGCCGUACGUUGCACCAAGCACUUUAUCCCACCCCCAGGCGCUCGCUCGCCAGCAGGCUCUCCAGCAUGCACAGACUUUGCCGCACCCCCAGAGCAUCCCGCAGCACCCUCAGGGUAUUCCACAGCCACCCAGCUUACCGCACCCUCAGGGGAUCCCGCAGGCGCUGCCGCACCCGCAGAACAUGCAGCAGCCGCAGGGCUUGCAGCACCCUCAGACCAUGGCACACCAGACCCUGCAGCACCCCCCGAACCCGCUGCUGCAGCCGGGUUUACAUGGAGGCAGAAAGAUGCCGGAUGCAGACGCGCCGCCGAAUGUGACCGUGUCUACCUCAACCAUUCCCCUCUCUAUGGCUGCCACCCUGCAGCAGAACCAGCCACCGGACCUGAGCAGCAUUGUGCACCAGAUUAACCAGUUCUGCCAGGCCAGAGCUGGCAUUAGCACUACCUCAGUGUGUGAGGGACAGAUUGCAAACCCCAGCCCUAUAAGUCGCAACCUGCUUAUCAAUGCAAGUACCAGGGUAUCUACUCACAAUGUCCCUACACCCAUGCCUUCCUGUGUAGUAAACCCUGUCGACCAUGCUGCUGCUGCUAUUCCUCCUGCCUCUGUUAAUGUGCCCAUGGUCAAUAUUAACAGGGUGCCACCCGCCUACCAGAACGAAAUCAAAUCGGUUGCGUGGAACCAGCACCAGCUUGCACAUCUGCAGCAAAUGUGUGGGGAUGCUGCUGGGCCUGCUGGACUCGCAGGGAAGCACCCUCAGAGAGAGAUUGCAGGGCAGAGUUUCCCUGGCAAAACUUCCAACUACCCUCAAGAACUGUGCAUGGGCCAGUCCUUCAGCUUGAAGCCCCCCAUCGAGAAGCCUACACCUUCUCCGCCUGUGAACGGGUUGCAGGGACCUUUGCCAUAUACCAAUGGGCACUAUUUCCAGCCCCUCUGGAAUAACAUUCUGCCCACGCCCAACAGUGACAGCUCUGGGUCCCAGGACCUCGCCAUGCCUUUCCACGGGGGACAGCCAGCGGGAGCGCCGCUGGAUUGUGCAGGAGGAACUCAUUUCAGAGCUGGAGCUGGCCCAUCCAGCCAGAAUAAUGUGAUGCAGACCAUGGAUUACCUAAGUGGGGACUUCCAGCAGUCCUGCUUCCGAGACCAGAGCAUGGCCGUGCUGGGAAAAGUCCAUCGGCCUCCCAUGAACCGAGCACCUGAAGCAACCGAUAGUCGAAAUCUUCAUAUUCAACACCCAGGGUAUAGAUAGGCUGCAGUCACUUUCACAGACAAAAAAAUUAUAGGUUUUAGUCUUAAUUUUAAUUAAUAAGCAAGGCGUUUUUAACUUGCAAACUUGUGUGAUCAUUAUAGUACCCAUUGGAAGAAGACAUACUGUAUAUUUAAAGAGCUUUGCUUACAUGUUAUCUCUCUCCUUUAUGCAUCAAAUAUUUAACAUGCCUUUUGUGUCAAAGAAUUUCAUUACACUACUUCACGCCACAGCUGUUUCCUCACUGCAGAGUUCCCCUUUGUGCAGCUUUUCUUUGCCUUCUGCUGAGCAGCUCCUCGCUGGACUGAGGUUGAGUUGCUGCAGGGUUUCGCAACCGCAUCUGUUCUCCAGCUCCGGCGAGAGCGAGGUAGCGUAGCUGCUUCCAUUUCCAUCUCAAUUUCCUCACAAGAU
Messenger RNA from Corvus hawaiiensis (hawaiian crow), 2354 nucleotides. It is a transcript of the gene FAM222B, whose product is annotated as family with sequence similarity 222 member B. The transcript is spliced from 3 exons. The record is from RefSeq and is a predicted model, not a curated record. Bases 300 to 1946 code for a protein of 548 amino acids. NCBI's taxonomy places the organism in Eukaryota, Metazoa, Chordata, Aves, Passeriformes, Corvidae.